AUGAAAGACAACGCGCCUUUUUAUAAUAAGGGUCGAGGAAGGAGUAUUAUGGCGUCAGACUUUUUAGUAAUGCACAAAAGCGGUCCAUUUUUUUCACUCACAAACAAGGAAUUUCAGCUGGCUCUCAAAAAAUAUCCUGAACUGAACGAUUCUUUUGAUGUCAAAUACGAACAAAAUACUGUUUCAGGAACAAUCAAUGUCGGAGGUGACAAUUAUUUUGAUAAUGACAGUAUUUUAAAACAGUUUCGACGUCUUUUCCAAAUGUUGCCAUUCAAGGAAGAAUACAAAUAUCACGGAUUCGUUUGUCUAGUAGACAACGCCCGUACUCACACGGCCGCUGAAUUCAGCGUAAAUGAUUUUGGCUUAAAGGCCGGUACCAGAUGCCCAGUAGAGACAAUUCAGUUUUUUGACGACAAAAAUCAAAAACAUACACUUCAGUGUUACGAUGAUGACGGUGUUAGUAAAGGGCUACUGCAGUUAGCACACGAUUUAAAUAUUUUUACUCCAAACAAAGUCAAACUUCCAGAAUUGAAAGCUCUGCUUGCUGAACAUCCAGCAUUCAAAAAUGUCAGCAAACUUGAAAAAUUAGCAACAGAGUAUGCGGUCAAAAUUAUUUUUGGGCCGAAAUAUCAUUGCGAGACAAAUCCAAUUGAAGACUAUUGGUGUCAUUCAAAACAGUUUAUUAGAAAACACACAGAUCAAUCUUUCACAAGAUUAAAUGAAUUACUGCCUCUUUCAAAAGAUCAUUUUAUAGAAAAACAAAUACAUCUCAAAUUAUUCCGACGGAUAGAACUAUUUUUUUAUGAAUUUUUCAAACUCAUCAAUAAUUUGGCCGAUUCGUCACGUACACAAUAUCAAGCAAUUGGUCAACUUUAUGUAGUUGGUCCAUUGAGCUAUGAAGCAAGACAAAGUUACACACUCGUUCUUUUUGCAUUCGAUACAUUAAAUUUGGCAACAAUCACAGUGAUUAUCAAUCUAUUACUACAAAAUAUCAGAGCACCCUCUACAAUUCGGUUUGAAAAUGGUCAUUGGUAUCAUACAUCAUGUGAUAAAGACCGAAAAGGAAGUGGUAUUGAACGUUACAUCGAUGACCAAGGUCAACAACAAAUUGUUUUGACAUGUGAUAAAGUGAAAGCACGACGUUGGUACAAACGAGCUUAG
This is a messenger RNA of Didymodactylos carnosus, 1161 nucleotides long. NCBI's taxonomy places the organism in Eukaryota, Metazoa, Rotifera, Eurotatoria, Philodinida, Philodinidae. The record is from the annotation of a GenBank genome assembly.